This is a messenger RNA of Ctenocephalides felis (cat flea), 3147 nucleotides long. RefSeq names its product regulating synaptic membrane exocytosis protein 2-like. Gene Ontology annotation, molecular function: transmembrane transporter binding; small GTPase binding. The record is from RefSeq and is a predicted model, not a curated record. Lineage: Eukaryota; Metazoa; Arthropoda; Insecta; Siphonaptera; Pulicidae. Gene Ontology annotation, cellular component: cytoskeleton of presynaptic active zone; presynaptic membrane. The coding region runs from base 1 to 3147 and encodes 1048 amino acids. Gene Ontology annotation, biological process: calcium ion-regulated exocytosis of neurotransmitter; positive regulation of synaptic transmission; regulation of synaptic plasticity. The transcript is spliced from 16 exons.
AUGACCGCCGGUAUACAUUGUCUAUUGUCGCGUCUGCCCCAUAUAGAGAGCCUCUUGCAACACUCGUCUCGGCUGCACGACGACUACCACGUCUCCGGAGUCGAGGACGAAGAGUCUGCGCGUCUGCUGUCGCAAAGGGCGCGCGCAGAGGCUGCUGCUGCAGCAGCUGCUGCCGCUUCAGCCGCCGCCCGUCUGCCGCGAACUGAUCACGAUCGGCAACCGUCUGGACGGCGUCGACGGGACGCCGAUCGCGAUUCUGAUGCCGACGCUCGAAAGUUCACCGAACGCAGAAAAAAGACGGUAAGGUUCGAUGGACAUCACGAUUACGGCGAUUGGCAGACGGGCGGCGGUUGCGGCGGUCCGCCCAUGCGGUGGGACAGCGAUCGCCAAGGAUCGCAGGACUCUGCGACGAAGGAUUCAGGCAUCGACACCAGUAGCACCUUUACUUCCAGCGAGGACUCGAACAGAGGAGAUGGACCAAAGAACUCCUUGUCGUGGCAAGUGUCUGCAGAUGGUACCCGGAUGGUAGGCCACAUGGUGCUUAGGAAGAACAUAAUGUUAGACCAAGGAAGUGGUGGAUUAAAUCCUUCGUUAAAUGCAGCUAUUUUGGGUCUCAAAGUUGUUGGAGGUAGAUUGUUAGAAAACGGUUCACGAGGAGCUAUUAUCGAGAAAGUCAAAAAGGGAUCCAUUGCAGAUAUCGAUGGACAACUUAGACCAGGUGACGAGGUCAUAGAAUGGAACGGACGAUUGCUGCGUAACAAAUCUGCCGAAGAAGUUUACGAUAUUAUAGCAGAAUCGAAGCAAGAACCACAAGUCGAACUAAUUGUGUCCAGGCCGAUUAAUAGGCGAGCUGCUCAGGCAUCCUGGAGGCAUGCACAUUCUUCACCAGUUCCUCCUCAUGAAGAUUUAUAUUCGAGUAUUGAUUCGACUGGUCGAAGCGAUAAACCAAGUGUUCUUGUCACUUCGCCAGGAUCUCCUGAUUUGCAUGCCCACGGCUCCAGGUCGACUAGAGGACAUCAGGCUGGUGGCAGACCAGAUGCUUCUCAACCUAACGUAGGGGGUAGACUACAGGUAAAACUGGGUUUUGAUCCUGCUGCUCUUCAAUUAAUUAUAACCAUCGUAUGUUGCGCUGGUCUAACUCCAAGACAAGGCGGUCAACCAAGAAAUCCUUAUGCAAAAAUCUUUCUUUUACCUGAUAGAAGUGAAAAAUCGAAAAGAAGAACGAAAACGUUAGCAAACACAAAUGAUCCUCGUUGGUCACAAACUUUCGUAUAUAGUGGGAUAAGAAGAGCGGACCUUAAACAUAGAAUAUUUGAGGUAACAGUGUGGGAUUACGUUCGCUACGGUGCAAACGAUUUCUUGGGUGAAGUUCUUUUAGAUUUAAGUGUUUGUCCAUUAGACGAUGAACCUGAGUGGUAUUAUCUUGCUGCCCAUGAAGAUGUUAUGCUAUCACAUUCAUAUCGACGCGAAUAUGAUCCGAUUGCAGUACCAACUACUGGAGGUCUUCACGAUCUGGACAUGAUCCUGACACCGACUGAUCACCUUUCCCCUCCUUCAACAACUACAUCUCGUUUGUCUGAUUCGGACACAACAUCAGAGUGUGAUUUAUUGCUGCUCGAUUUAGCAGCAUCAGAAACUGCUGGCGGAAGCGGUUCGGCGGUUUCGGGAACCGCCACCAGCACUGGUACAGGCGGCAGUCGAAGAUUUGUUGCAGACGGCGCUAGUGUUUCCAGUGUUGGAUCUAGUUCGAGUCCUCCACCAGAGCAUUCUUAUCACCCGAUGGAUGUGAGUGAACGUAGAUCGCGGAGAGAUAUGUCUCCGCAGGGCAGAAAACGAGCAGCUGGUAUGAUGAAUCGAGAGAAAUGCGACACUUUGCCAUACGGACACGGUUACAGAAAGAAUGGUCCAAUCGCAUCAGGCCAACGUUCUCAUUCUGCAGCGCCUACGGAUUCUCCUUCGUCUAGGCACCAUUCAAGGUCCAGGAGCAAAUCACCGACAGGUCAUCGUAGUCUGUCGCCACCUGAGGUUAGGUUGUCAUCAGAUGAUCGCGGAUAUAUGAGCAGUGGAGGUAUGGGCGGUCAUACGGGUAUUUCUCAUAGAUUUCAAAGUAGGAGUGCAACUGCCACGCCGACUGGGUCACCGAAGAAACGGCAGUUGCCGCAAAUACCUCAGACUCUUCAUAGGGCAAUAAGAGAUCGUAUGAUGACUCAAGAUCUAGACGAUAGAGCAAGAUCUAUGAAGCAUCGACUGCGGCAAAUGCAGACAUACAGAAGCACGGGCUGGGAUAGACAUUAUGCAGGUCUUUCUGAUAGUGACUUGGCGACGCAUUCGUAUGAAGAUAGACGAUCAAGACCACGUCAUCUACUAUCGCCUGAUAAAGAUUAUCCUGGUGGUUUGGAUUCCGAUUUGGAAUCAGUAGUUAGUGUGACAAGUAGUGCUCUUUCCACACAGAGCGAGCGACCGCGAGGUUCCAGAGGACUUAGUGCGGACUAUGAACAUUCUGGUCUCGUCCGAGUUGAAGUUGGUAGUAGAAGUCCACGGGAUCGUGAAGGACUUGGGCUUGAUAGAGAUGCUCCACCAUCUAGAAGAGGAAGUAAACGAGGGCAAUUCACUAGAAGUUUAUCCAACACCGAUGUGCCACCCGAUGAUAAGACUGAUGGCAGCCUGAGCGACACAGCUGCUCACCUAACGCCUACACCUCAGAGUCUUGAAGAACCAUCAAGAGCUUCAAAGACUGACGAUUCGCGUUCACCUACGAAGAGUGGAGAUAGUUCUGGUGGUAGUACGAGGGCUGAACGUACACGAUCUGAUUUUCCUGGAGCGACUGGCAUGGGCAAAAAGAGCAACUCGACAUCACAGCUGUCUGCGACAGGCCGUAAAAGACGCAUGGGUUUCGGCAAGCGCGGCAAGAACUCUUUCACGGUGCACCGAAGCGAGGAGGUCAUUCCUGGUGAUGCCCUGAUGCGUCUUCAUCCUAACACUGUUUCCUCGAGGGCGUCUUCGCAGUCCAGCGAUGGAGAGGGUUCCAACGAUGGCGACAGGUUGGAUACUUCACGUAGAACUGCAGAUUGUUUAUUUUAUGACCAUAAACGAUACAUGUUUCAACAUUCGCACACAAUGUGUUACACCCUAACAGUCUUCGUUUAA